Diospyros lotus (date-plum) is the source of this 3116-nucleotide messenger RNA. Its product is annotated as zinc finger CCCH domain-containing protein 65. Gene Ontology annotation, cellular component: nucleus. Gene Ontology annotation, molecular function: RNA binding; metal ion binding. The record is from RefSeq and is a predicted model, not a curated record. Gene Ontology annotation, biological process: negative regulation of DNA-templated transcription. The transcript is spliced from 7 exons. The coding region runs from base 86 to 2848 and encodes 920 amino acids. Lineage: Eukaryota; Viridiplantae; Streptophyta; Magnoliopsida; Ericales; Ebenaceae.
GAUUGCCCCGAAUUCGUUUAAGCGAAGUAGGAAUUCCUCUCUCUGUCUCUCUAGUUUUCCAGGCGCGAGGACUUGAAGCUCGCCGAUGGAGAAGGCACAAUUUGGAAGCUUAAGCCCCUCAGGCUCCGUCUUCACUUUCCCUCCCCAUCGCCGAAGACACCUCAAGAGCGAAACCUUUUGCACGCUAGUUCGCAUUCUGUCUCAUUGCUAUGGCCCGAACCAAGGUUUUCAGUCCCAUCAAGUUGUUCAGGGCGAGCCAGUACAAGAUAAUGUUGAGAAGCAAUUUAGGCACGCUACUGAAGGACAAGUGCAUGGUGAACCAGUUGGUCUUAGCAUUAUGGAGCCUGAAGCCUUGGCAAGCAAGAGGGAUGCUCCCAGUUCUGAAGUUUUCAGGAUAGAUGAAUGUCUUAAUGGUGAUAGAAUGGAAACAGAUGAGUUUGACCAUGUAAAUAGGAUAGAUAGAGUACCCAUUCAGGUAGAUGGUAUUAAAUCUGUAAAAUCAUUGGAAGAUAAGAAUCUGGAUGGUAAUGAUGUUUCUUUGACAGUUAAUCAAGAAGGUCAAAGAAGUUUCCAUGAAAUUUAUAUGAAGGAAUCAGGAGAUGCAGGGCAAAUAAUAUUAGACAAGGAACAUAAUAGUUGUAUGGUUAAUGAAACUCUUGAUUUGCCUUUAGAUAUAGAUGGGAUUUCUGAGUCCUUGAAGCCUGAUGAAAAUGAUGGAGAAGGAAGUUCAUUGAUGCAGAGGAUUGUUUCAGAUGAAGUGGAGCAUGAAAUGCAGCUGAUGGAAUUGGAGAAGCCAGAAGCAAACUGUGGUGUGGUAAAUUCUUCUCCUUGUGUAACUGCAGAUAAAGAGAUUGAAGAAGGGGAAAUUUUAGGGAACUUUGGUGUUUUUGGUCAAUCGAUUGAUUUAUUGCUUGAAGAUGCUGCAUCAUCAGAAGAUAAGAAGGUUAAUGAGAAGAAACCUUCUGAAUCCAUUGUUAAUGAAGAAAAAUUAAUGUCUAAACAGAAACAAACAAAUCAAGAAGAUCUGGCACAUAAGAAUUUUCCGGAGACAGUCAAUCAUGUGGGUAAUGGAGUAGAAUUAGAACUGAAAGAAAACAAGAUGUCAGAGAUGGAAUGCAUGUCUGAAACGGUUGUUUUUCAGAAAAAUGGAGAGGCGAAAUUGGGAAAAGGUUUUGGCUCUUUACUAGAAACUGGAGAAACUGAGAAACAAGCGAAAAAAAUUAAUGAAGAGUUAAACCAUCCAGCAGUUGCUGUUCAAAUCUCAGGGGGAAAUGCUGCUGAAAUUCAAUGCGCUUUAUCCACUGGAAAGGAUGCUGGCAUUAGCAUAAAUCGAAAGCGGGGUUCUUCAAGCAAGAGCAAGAAAGAAAAGAAAAAGGAAAAGAAGAGAAUCAAACGUGCAGAAAAGAACAGACAGCUUGGUGUUAAAAGGUUAAAAAUCAGACCAGUAUUGAAGCCAAAAACAGUAUCGUAUUGCCGCCAUUAUAUCAAGGGAAGAUGCCAAGAGGGUCAGAACUGCAAAUUUUCACAUGACACCGUACCAUUGACGAAAUCCACUCCAUGUUGUCAUUUUGCACGUCACUCGUGCAUGAAAGGAGACGACUGUCCAUUUGACCAUCAACUGUCCAAGUAUCCCUGCAACAAUUAUUUGUCCAAAGGCUCUUGCAUCAGGGGCACCGAUUGUAUGUUUUCACAUGAGAUGCCACUAAUUGAAGGUUCCACCAGCACUAUAAGCAUUUCUAAAACUGAGUCAAUGUCUCAGUCCCUGCCAAGGGGUACGCAUUCUGUGAAGCAGUUGAACUCACAUAAUUCCUCUCAGCAGAAGGUUGCCUCAAAAUUUAGCUCCACUGUGAACUCUUCUUGUAAGAAUGCUGAACAGAAUGUAGUGGAGAGCAUACUUAAACCUGCUGCACAUGCACCCAACGGAAUAAGUAGGCUUUUGUUUGGAAAAUCAUCACUGGGCAAUCAGAAUAAGGUCAAUCAAGUCAGAUCAUGUCCCAAGCCUGAUGGUGGUGUCAAAGUUGGCAUCCCGUUCAUUUAUGGUCCACCAAGUAUGCCCCAAAACUCAAAUGAGACCACAAAGAUGACAUCUUCAAUGGAAUUGAAGGGAAUAAACUUCCUGUCACUGGGAAAAGCUCCACUGCAUGAUUCUAGUAAUGACAAAUCAUCUGGCAUAUCUUUGAGUAGGGAUUGUAGUGUUCAAAAAUCAACCUACAGUGACUCUAGCAAGGAUAAGCAAGCUGCCUCAUCUUCAAAGAUGAAUGAUGGUCUUAAAGUUGGUAACCUGGGGGAUCAAAACACAAGAGACAUGGUUCAUAACUCGAGUGAGAUGCCAAAGAGAACACUUGCAGUGCCACCACGAGGAAUAAACUUUCUUUCAUAUGGCAAAACUCCAUUAGGUGACUCCAGUGAUGUGAAGCUGGCUAGUGUACCUUCCAAUAGGGAUAAUGAGGUUGUGUUGCCUGUUCAAACAAGCGACAUUAAACUUCAGGUCGCUACUUCAAGACCACGUGGACUAUUAUCUUCUGUUUGUUCAGGUCAAUCUCUGAAUCCUUUGGCAGAUGAGCAUGGUAAAGAGUCACCAAGUUCAUCCCUCAAGGCACUUUUAUCAAGUACGCAAAACUCAGCUCAGAAGUCCCGUCUUGCAAACAUGCCAAACUCUGCACAAAAGGCACUCCGGUCAACGUUAGCUUUUGCAUCUAAGUAUGAGUCUACCAUCAAGAUGAAUUUCCCGGCUGUCAGUGCUGACUUAAAUAGAGAAGGCGGCGGCGGCAGUAGUUCUGGAAGUAAAUCAAGGGAGUUGACUAUUCUUGAUUUCUUGUAUGGUGACAAUAGUAAAAUCAAACAAUAAAGAGGGGAUUGCAUUAUUGCCAAUGGCAGAUCCCUGUGGUUGCUAAUGUCGUUUCUUGAUCGCGGCAACCAGGCAAGUAUUAUUUUCCUGUACCACAAAUCGUUAUUUAUUUACCGAAUUUUUAGUGCUUAUCAUACUUGGCAGCUGUUUUUUUGUCCAAAGGGUUCUUCCUGUAAUUUUUUCUGGGAAUGGAUCACAAAGCUGCGAGUUCUGAAUUAAGGGCAAUCCCCUGCCCCUCAAUCUGUGAAGUUAUUGACAUUUUUAUUAA